This is a messenger RNA of Conger conger (European conger), 2677 nucleotides long. It is a transcript of the gene cisha, whose product is annotated as cytokine inducible SH2-containing protein. The transcript has 3 exons. The coding region runs from base 700 to 1377 and encodes 225 amino acids. NCBI's taxonomy places the organism in Eukaryota, Metazoa, Chordata, Actinopteri, Anguilliformes, Congridae. The record is from RefSeq and is a predicted model, not a curated record. Gene Ontology annotation, cellular component: phosphatidylinositol 3-kinase complex. Gene Ontology annotation, biological process: phosphatidylinositol phosphate biosynthetic process; intracellular signal transduction. Gene Ontology annotation, molecular function: 1-phosphatidylinositol-3-kinase regulator activity.
AACCCAACUGAGCUCAUUUUAGCGCCGUUGGCUGGUAGCGACGGCAGGGAAAGGAUGUCCACCUUUUGCCACAAUUUACAUUUUAGUGAAUAAAAGUUACGCAGCUAAACAAUGAAAUUGGUCAUUUCAACGAGAACACUUUUAACCAUGUGGGUUGUGAGAUCACAGUUCUGUGAAACAAGUAUGCAGCUGUGCCUGAACUGAUGUCGUCAGAGACGCUGAAAUGCAAAGCAAUUCCCAGAACACAAUUCCUGGAACUUCUGUGAACUCGUAAAGCCAAACCCACUGAGCUUUUCUUCCUCUGUUUUCGCAAAUACUGUAAAACAUAUUUUUCUUCACCACUUCAAAGACAAGGCUCUGUCUCUGGCUGAUCCGUAAUACUUUGCUGCUUGCCUUGAGAGGGAAGUCACGGUCACGACUUGAUCAUUUUCGCAUUUGUACGUUAUUGGAUUUUAUAUUUAAUAUUUUCAAUACAGCAAUUAUCGUUGCGGAUAGUAAAAUUAUAAUGAAUUUAAGUCGGUCAUUUUCUGUGAAACAAGAUUAAAUACUGUGGUUAAAUUUAAAAUUCUGUUUUCAGAUAAAUUAAAACAAAAUAGAUAUAGCUAUCGGUAUCUUUUUUCUCUCAAGCUUUUGGUUUUAAAAGGCCAGAAAUACAACCUCAGCGAUUGGACAAACUCAGGGAAAUCUUCGCUAUCUGUGAUGAUUCUAUGCGUACAAGGCCCCAGGGGUCUGCUGCCUGUUCCAACUACUGAGGCGGUUCCAUUUACCAUGCGGACCGAUACACACCUUGGGUUCUCCUCAUCCACUCCCACCUCCUGCUGCCUGCAUAGCCCUCCCAAGUUGUGGGACCCCACAGAAGACUUGCGUGCCAUUGCCCAGACCUUCCACUACCUGGAUAUCUCAGGGUGGUACUGGGGUGCCAUUACAGCAAGUGAGGCACAGUCAGUCCUUCAGGAGGCGCAGGAGGGGACCUUCCUCAUUCGGGACAGCAGCCACCCCUUGUACAUGCUGACCCUGUCUGUGAAGACAGGACGUGGCCCCACCAAUGUGCGAAUUGAGUACAGCCAUGGACGUUUCCGUCUGGACUCCAGCUCUCUAGCCAAACCCCGGCUACUAGCAUUUCCAGAUGUGGCCAGCCUUGUGCAGCAUUAUGUAGGGUCAAGCCAGGGCGAGUUGGCGUGCAAAGAGGACCAACCAACGCCCAAGGAUAGUGCAUUGCUCCUGAAACUGGCUCGUCCACUCAACCGCCACAAGUCCUGCCCUUCCCUACAGCACCUCACACGACUCACAAUCAACCGCCUCACCGACUCUCCUGACCAGCUUCCCCUGCCUCGUCCUCUACAACGCUACCUGAAAGAUUACCCCUUCCAUCUUUGAAACACCCAGCACCCCCUUGGGGACGUGGUGGCUCCCAGCACACCUGACGCUGUGAUGGGAUACGGAUCUGGCACAGUGAGAUUCUGGUAUGAGUACCAUGUGAUGUAAUUGCAUUACCACUGGAAGGCUGCAGCACUGAGCUGAAUGGGGGUUGGGAGGGAAUAUGAUAGUCCUGUCACAGAGAACACGCUGUACAUAUUCAGGUAUGAUCAGAUGAUCAUAUUCUGGGCACAGUUCCCUCCUUAGGACCGGGUAGUAUGUCAAAGAUGUGUUGCUCCAGGUUCUAGCUUAAUUUGUCCCCCAAAUGAGUCAGUCAAGAAGGCAUACCUCCUCACAACCAUAAAGCCUGCAGGACCAGUUUGCUGUGACCUGUUUGCUCUGGACUGAACCAGUUUGUUUUUAUGGAAAUUUUUUAUGAACACUUUUUUAUCAAUCUUGAAUUCAUGUGAUUAUUCCACAAUGUGGCUGUUUGUACACAGUAAUAAAAAAUAUAUUUUCUAAAAAAAAAAAUAUCGCAAAUGAUGUCCUGUUUAUUUCUUAUCUGUUCAUGUACUGUGGCUAAAUUCUCAGCACUUCUGCAUAUAAUCUGAUUACAUAAAGAAACGUACGCAAGAAAAUAUCUCAAUGGAAAUUGUGACUAUGUACCCACAAAUAUGUGGUAAGCGACUUAGAAAAUGCUUCAACCAAGUGGGAUUUGGAAUUUAACAGUUCAUGAAAGGAUAGUACACAUUUGCUUAUUUGCUUACAGUAUGAAAUAAAGUGCAAUACAUUAAGUUUUAUAUGGUCCAUGCAUAUAGCCUUGUUUUUAAUUUAGAAGAUACCUAAUUUCAGAACCAUUUAAUUUUUAUUAUUUUAUUGCAUAGACUAGUGUACAGGCGUAUACACUCAGUGAGCACUUUAUUAGGUAUUUAUUAGACUUAUUGGUCUUCUGCUGCUGUAGCCUGUCUACUUAGUUUGGUUAGACACGUUGUGUGUUCAGAGAUGCUCUUCUGCAUACGACUGUUGUAAUGGUUAUCUGCAUACGACUGUUGUAAUGGUUAUUUGCAUUACUGUCACCUUCCUGUCAGCUUCGACCAGUCUGGCUCUUUUCCUCUGACCUCUCUCAACAACACAUUUUUGCCUGCAAAACUGCUGCUCACUGGAUGUUUUUUGUUUUUGGCACCAACAAUCAUUCCACAGUCAAAGUGACUUGGAUCACAUUUCUUCCCUAUUCUGACAUUUGGUCUGAAAAACAGCUGAACCUUCUGACUAAGUCUGCAUGCUUUUUAUGCAUUUAGUUGCUGCCACAUAAUUGACUGAU